UUAAUAGUGAUGAGAGAGAUGGGAGAGGCUGCGCGUUCACGGUUCCUUUUCUCGCUUCGCGGCGUCGGGAACGCGCAGUGGAUCCCACACUCGCUGGAGGAAAAAAAGCGCCUUCGGACCGCAACAGCGACUCACCGGGAAAAAUGUUCCCUCCACCGCCCUUCAUCAACGCUGUCGAUGUCUGCAAAAGUCAUGUGAAAGGAUCCGCAACCUAAGAGGACUCGAGUUUUUUUCGAACCUUAAACUUGUUUCAGAGGAUUGGAAACUUCAGGAAGUGAUAAAUAACACACAGGAAUUGAAGUUAACAUUGGACAGGUGCAGAAAAUGGCGAGACAGCUCCUGCAGCUCCUUGCCCUUUGGACUACUGUGGUUGGCAUUGUGCAGUGCUGUCCAGAGCUCUGCAGCUGCCAGGAUAAAUUUGCCCACCAGUUUGCUGAUUGUGCUUACAAAGACCUGCUGGUAGUACCUGUGGGUUUCCCCACCAAUGUUACCACCGUGAGCCUUUCUGCCAAUAAGAUCAAAUUUCUGAAAAGUAAAAGCUUCAUCAGUAUUACACAGGUCUCCUCUCUCUGGCUGGCCCACAAUGAGAUAGUUACUAUAGAAGCAGACACCUUGGCUGGUCUGAUCCAGCUCCGCAACCUGGACAUCAGCCACAACAAAAUUGUGAACUUUCCAUGGGAGGAUCUGCACAACCUCACAGCCCUGCAGCUCCUGAAAAUGAACAACAAUGAGAUGGUGAGCCUUCCAAAGGACGCCUUUUCCACCCUGAAAGACCUGAGGUCGCUCCGCAUCAACAACAACAAGUUUACCACCAUUGUGCAGGGUACCUUCAGUGCUCUCUCCUCCAUGUCCCACCUUCAGAUUUUUAACAACCCCUUCAUAUGCUCCUGCAGCCUGGAGUGGUUAAGGGAUUGGAUCACGACAACCAAGAUUUCUGUCCCUGAUCCAAAUUCCAUUUUAUGUGAUGCCCCUGAACAUCUGAAUGGCACAAUGGUUACAGCGAUUCCCAAACUGGACUGUAAGGCCCCUACUGUCACAAUUACCCAUCAGCCCAACAUUGAGAACACAGAGCUCUAUGAGGGUUCGAUGGUCAUUUUAAAUUGUGAGACAAAAGGGAGCCCCACACCACAGGUCAUUUGGGAGGUGACUGCAGGAAAUCAGAAUUAUCUGUUCCCCUUGCCCUCCACUGGAGAGAUAAAUGAUGUGCCAAUUAAUGAUAAAACAACCAACAAUCGAUUCCUCGUCUUUAGAAACGGCACUCUCAUCAUCCCUCAAUUGAGUAAAAAGGAAGAUGGAAAUUACAGCUGCUCUGCGGUGAAUGAGUUAGGUAAGGCAGAGAGCAAUGUUAAAGUGGAAAUGGCAGCCACCCAAAAACAUGGCAGCAACUCAAAGCUCGAUUUUACAGUGGACAAGAUCCGUCCAUCCGUUAAAAAGCCUGCAGAGCCCAAGAUUUCCAAAAACAAUGUGAUCAACUGGACCAAGCCUGAUGAAAAGACAAAGGACGGUCCUGAAGGUUCAUCGGACAAAAGUGUCGGCACGGGGCAGGACGGCGGCGUUUCAAAGAACCCCACCUUUGCCAGCAAGUGUGGCGUGAGAGAAAGCAGUGAACACAUCUCCAACCACGCCUUCAACCUGAGCUUGGAUGACCUGAAGCAGUACACUUUUGAUUUUGGUGUUAUUGCAUUAGAAGUAUCAGAGACGGAGGCCAAAGUGCAGCUGAAUCCGCUGCAGCUUCCCAGCAGCAAAUCUAACCUUCAUCUCAGUCACACUGAAAACCAGGAAACAGUGAAUAAAGAGGCCAUUGGUCUGUACCAGUCCUCAUCCAGUAAGGCCACCCUGGACAUGCUCUACCUCUGUGUAAAUACAGGUAAUGGACACUCCAUGGUUCAGUGGUCCAAUAUAGAGGAGGGGGUUAAUGCCUACCGCUUCCAUGGUUUACAGCCUGGCACCAAUUACACACUUUGUCUCACCUAUGGGGGGCAGGACUGCCAAGUCCAAGUAGUCUUCACAACUAGGAAGAAAAUCCCCUCCCUGCUUAUCAUCGUGGUUGUCAGCAUUUUCCUACUGGGUCUGGCCACUGUUCCCUUACUGGGGGCCACCUGCUGCCAUUUGUUAUACAAGUACCAUGGGAAGACCUACAAGCUGAUCAUGAAGGCUCAGAAUCCGGAUCAGAUGGAGAAACAAAUGACUGGAGACUUUGAUCGCAGGGCGUCUUUCGUGGAGUCAGAGAAAACCUUCGACCCGAGCGAGUUAGGCGAGGGGGAGGGAGAUGCCGAGGGAGAGGAAGGAGACGUAGAGGCUGAGGGGAGCGUGGUGACAGAGUCCAUCCCCGGAUCCUCAUCCAAAACCAACCAGGAGGAGUUUGAAAUGGGCUCGGAGUACAGUGACAGAUUACCGCUGGGAGCAGAGGCAGUCAACAUCUCGGAGGAGAUCAACGGCAACUACAAGCAGCCAAGCCGCUGAGCUCCACUGACGUCUGCGAGUAUACUGUACAUUUUGUUUACUUUUAAGUAGCCUACAUUCAAGCAGGUAACUCACCCACCAUUACUUCACGUGAACAAGGUUGGCUUCUCAUAAAAACAAAGGUGGAUCUUUUAAUUUUCUUUACCUCAGAAAGUACUCCGUCAAUCACUUGAGAUUGUGAAUUGAUUCAUGUGACAUUUGUAGUCUACUGUAAGGUUAAAAUAAGCAACAUAAGUAUACAAUGCAAGCACAGUUUUCUACAGUUUUAUAAGACCUCAAAACUGUCAGGAAAGCAGCAACAUGUUCCCUUUCUGCAGGACAGACACAGAUAUGGGCACAAAUUGUGCAAACGGCGAUGCGCGGUGCUCGCCGGAGUUUUGCGUAAUUGAAGGCAAAAAAAACCCAAAAAAUAUAUUAAAAAGAAAUCACCGUUUCGGAGAGAACAAAAAAGCAAACAAAACGUGCCAUAUGUUUUAUAGUCAUUUAAAACAAACUGACAUCAGGUACCAAUUGCUCUUUCUUAACUGUGUAAGGAUGAGAACAAAUCUCAUAGUGGCCAAUUACCAUCUCCUCAGGUGUCGGCACUCCGGCUCAACUUGACUCGUCCUGUCGCAGAUUUGGAUGAUGAUAUUUGAUUAAAUGAUACUAGAUGCAGAUAUUUGCUGUCGGUGCUGAGCUGCCUGCUGUCCUGUGAGUCCAAAAAGGGAAAUUUCACUUUCAAUUGUGUGUUGUGCUUAACGAGAAAUCCCAGGUUAUUUACCAACAAAAUGUUGUUUGACGUAUUGUAAGGCUUUAAAAAUGUGCGACUUUAACCUCUUAAUCUACGGGUGCUUGUUAUUAGCCUACUCUCGCUUUUUACAAUGAACGUGUCCAUGGCAUGUCACGCGUAUUUCCUUGUGUGGUUUUUAUUAGUGUAGUCUAGAGGACUUUAGAUGUUACUGUCAACCUGUGAUGUAAAGCCAUGUGAAUUGAAAUUAUUCUUUUUUUUACGACGGAAAGUUUCUAUGAAGCCUCAACUAAAGGGCGCACUGUGUCUGGCGGCUUCACUGUCUUGUAAUUGGAUGCAUAUAGUGACUUUUUGUGAACUGUUGUAAAACGAAACGAAAAACGAAACCCGUGACCUUUAAAGAUUUUUUGAUAUCAUUUUAUGUAAGUGGAAUUAAUAAAACAUGAAACUAUACAGACUA
Molecule: messenger RNA, 3650 nt
Organism: Perca fluviatilis (European perch)
Lineage: Eukaryota; Metazoa; Chordata; Actinopteri; Perciformes; Percidae
Gene: islr2
Product: immunoglobulin superfamily containing leucine-rich repeat 2
Exons: 2
Coding region: 325-2463 (712 amino acids)
Molecular function (GO): protein binding
Source: RefSeq, a predicted model, not a curated record